AGCAGCUCUGUGUGGGAAAAGGUUGAGGGGAGGGGGUGUGCAGCCUGGAGAAAAGGUGGCUGUGAGACCUCACUGUAGUCUUAGUGCCUGAAGGGGCUAAUGCACAGGAGGAGAGUGGCUCUGUACGUGGGCUGAGAGAGACAGAGCAAGGGGAAAUGGCUUUAAACUUAAAGAAAAGAGAUUGCUGAGGGGAAAUCCUUCACCCAAAGGGUUGUGCAGCCCCUGGGGGUGCCUGAGGCCAUGGAUGGGGCCCUCAGGAUGAGCUGGGGGGCAUCCAGCCCACAGUGGGGAGUUGGAACCAGAUGGGGUUCAAGAUCCUUUCCAACCUAAGCUGCUCUGUGAUUCCCUCUGAAACUGGGGAAUGGAAGAGGAAGCUGCCUGCGUGGGAACUGCUCCUGGUGUGCAGCUGUCUGCAUUGUGCUGAGUGGGAGGGGAAGUGGCACAGGGGGCUGCACGGGGCUGGGACUCCCUGCUGUCCGGAGCCGUCUCCUCCCAGCCCCUGCGUGCCAGGCCCUCGUCCUUCCCUUUUAAGGUGAUGCUGGAGAGAAAAUCCAUCUUCCUCCUCCCCUCCGUGCUGCUUGCAAGCAGGGCUGUAGCCAGGGCUGUUGUGCUGCUGCUCGCCGGCCACGUGGCUGAGCCUGGAGCUCUGGAGCCACUCCUGGGCUGCGGUUCCUGGCACCACAGCCUUGCCAGCACAUCUGGCCUCGGAGCAUCCUCCUCCUUCUUCCUUCCUCCUCCAUCCCGUGCCGUGGGCAGUGCUGCCUCGCCGUCUGGGUUUGGCUCACUGCCACUCUUGGGUUUGGCACAGCACUGGCAAAGCGCUCGGGGGGGGGGCUCUCUGUGGGCUGGGAGACAGGAAGGAAACCUCGUGCAGCACGGGGGGGGCCUCUCUCCCUCCCUCCCUCCCACUGACUGCUGGCUCUCUCCGCAGGUAGGACAGGUCUUCCUCUACUUCCAGUGGGACAGCCUCCUGCUGGAAGCAGGCUUCCUGGCCGUGCUCGUGGCCCCUCUGCGCCUGUUCAAGUGGCGUUCCACAGCCUGGCGUCCACACGACAGCGUCACCUUCUGGCUGGUGCGUUGGCUGCUCUUCCGCCUCAUGUUUGCCUCUGGCGUGGUGAAGCUGACCAGCCGCUGCCCCACCUGGUGGGGGCUCACAGCUCUCACCUAUCACUAUGAGACGCAGUGCAUCCCCACGCCGGCUGCCUGGUAUGCCCACCAGCUGCCCGUGUGGUUCCAGAAGUUCAGUGUGGUGGCCACCUAUGUCAUUGAGAUCGCUGUCCCUCUGCUCUUCUUCAUGCCCAUCCGCCGCCUCCGGCUCUUUGCCUUCUACUGCCAGGUCCUGCUGCAGAUCCUCAUCAUCCUCACGGGCAACUACAACUUCUUCAACGCGCUCACCAUCGUCCUGGCCUUCUCCCUGCUGGAUGAGGAACACAUGGGGCGCUGGAUGGGGCGAGGCAAGAGGAAGCAUGGCAGCUCAGCCUGGCCCCCUACCCUCCUCUCCUUCCUCUCCACCCUGCUGGAACUGGCCACCUACGCCUUGCUGCUCUACUGGAGCGUCCACUACUUCAGCCUGGAGAUCGACUGGGAGAAGGGGUUGCUGGAAUCCAAAGUGGCCUUCACGUACCACGAGUUCACGCAGUGGCUACGAGCAGUGACGCUGCCCCUGGUGGGGCUGGGCUUCCUCUCACUCUCCUGGGAAAUCCUCUCUGCUUUGUACCGGUGUGCCUGUGUCCGUGGCUUCUUCUGGAAGCUGUGGGCCACGCUGCAGUGGGCUGUCUUCGCCACAGCUACCGUGGGGAUGUUUGCCAUCAGCUUGGUGCCCUUCACCUACAUCGACUACGAGUCCAACGGCAAGCUGUGGCCUGGCAUCCACCAAAUGUUCAGUGCAGUCGAGCGCUUCCAGGUGGUGAAUUCCUAUGGGCUCUUCCGCAGGAUGACGGGCGUUGGGGGGCGGCCCGAGGUGGUGCUGGAGGGCAGCUACGACAAGCAGAGCUGGACGGAGAUCGAGUUCAUGUACAAACCGGGCAACGUCAGUGCAGCCCCCGCCGUGGUGGCCCCCCACCAGCCCCGCCUCGACUGGCAGAUGUGGUUUGCAGCCCUGGCACACCACAGCAGCAGCCCCUGGUUUGCCAGCUUCGUCCACCGCCUGCUGCAGGGCAAAGAGGACGUGAUCCGCCUGGUGCAGGUGGAUGAGGAUAAGUACCCCUUCAGCACUCAGCCGCCCGUCUACCUCCGAGCCCAGCUCUACAAGUACUGGUUCACCCACAGCGCCGAGAGCGGGGCGGGAGCUGCACAGUGGUGGCGGCGGCAGCACGUCCAGGAGUUCUUCCCCACUGUCUCACUGGGGGACCCAACGCUGGAUGGUCUGCUUGCCCAGCACGGGCUGAAGGACAAGCUGCCCUUGAAGCGCCCCGUGGAUGCAUUCCUGCCCUGGCUCCUGAGCUCCGUGCGCCAACUCAGCCGCCCCUUCUCCCCUCAUGUUGUGCUGUGGUCCCUCUACCUGGUGGCUGCCACCACCUGCCUGCUGCGUGCCAUGGCCCGCCGGCCCCGGGGGGGUGCACCCCCCACCCGCCACAAAGCACCCAAACAGCCACGGGGGGAUCAGGGGGAGAAGAACGGGCAGCUGCGCAGGAAAGAGGGCAGGGAGGCAGAGGAGAGGGGGGAGGGCCGAAGCCGGGGGGCGGCUGAUGGUGAAGGCCCCCGUGGCACCAAGAGGAGGAAGUAGCAGUGCUGGGUGCCCCAUAUUCCACGCACUGAGUGCUGCCGCUGCCCCCCACCGCCCCCAGAUCCCCACCUUCUGCUCCCCCCCUCUCCCCCCAGCUCCAUCCCCAUGGGGGGGGGGGGGGUUCUGGCUGGGGCUGGCAUGCUGCUCUCCUGCAGUGCCUUCAUGCACAGCUGGGUCAGCGCAGCGUGUGGCUGCUUCCUUGCCCCCAUCCCCCAGCUGGGGCUGCCCAUGUGCCCCCCCCAGUUGGCUGGGCUGGGGGCUGUGCUAGGGCUCAGCUGCCCUGUGCUGGGGUGGGGGGGGGGGGGGCUGGGAAGGGGGGGGAGAAUGCUCUGCCCGCGUUGUGCUUCCCCCUCUCAGCUCAGUGGGUGGCACAGAGGUUUCCUAUAAUUUUCUAAAUAAAGCCUUUGACAUUCCA
Molecule: messenger RNA, 3140 nt
Organism: Gallus gallus (chicken)
Lineage: Eukaryota; Metazoa; Chordata; Aves; Galliformes; Phasianidae
Gene: LMF2
Product: lipase maturation factor 2
Exons: 12
Coding region: 536-2725 (729 amino acids)
Biological process (GO): protein maturation
Cellular component (GO): endoplasmic reticulum membrane
Source: RefSeq, a predicted model, not a curated record